GAGUUCUUUUGUCCUGUUUUUAUUCCUUCUCAAUAUCAAGCCACUGACGAUCAACCUACCCUUUCGUACCUAUAAUAUAACAUAACAUAACCAUGCCGCCAGCCGAAAACUCGGAGGCUGGCCGUCUCUUGAAAUCUCAACCCCGCGAUUCUGCCUCUUACACCAUGGCUGAUAAGGAAGAAGAGCGCAAAGCCUACGGGGCGAUUAAUAAUGAUGGGAGGAGGAAUAGUCUCGUGGACGCUGCUGAUGACGAAGCAAUUAUUCCCAAGGGAGCUUUGGAUCCCGUUUAUGAGGCGAAAGCUCGUAUUCUGAACCGUGCAAUUCAAGAUCUCGGCAUGGGGCGGUAUCAGUGGGAGCUUUUCGUCGUCAUAGGCUUUGGGUGGGCGAGCGAUAAUCUCUGGCCAAUCGUCACGUCACUUAUUCUUACACCUGUCGCCAAUGAGUUCAGUGUACGCAAUCCACCAUAUCUCACUCUGGCACAAAACAUUGGUCUUCUUGGGGGCGCAAUUUUUUGGGGAUUUGGGUGUGAUGUUUGUAAGUCGUCCAGCCAGUUCCCUCAAUCUGUUCGCUUAUUAAUUCUGUUAGUUGGUCGAAAAUGGGCAUUCAAUAUCACUCUCGGUCUUACAGCAGUUUGGGGCCUCAUUUCAGCCAGCGCCCCCAAUUUCGCAGCAAUUGGCAUUUUCGACGCAUUGUGGUCUUUUGGUGUUGGCGGAAACUUACCAGUUGACUCGGCCAUUUUUCUCGAGUUUCUACCGGCAUCUCAUCAAUACCUCCUCACGAUUCUCUCCAUUGACUGGGCCAUUGCACAAGUCAUCGGUACACUUAUCGCGUGGCCACUUUUGGGUAAUUAUACUUGCGAACAAGAUACAGUCUGUCGACGAAAGGAUAACAUGGGAUGGCGAUAUUUUACCAUUACUGUUGGUGGACUAACACUUCUCAUGUUCCUUGUGCGCUUUGUUUUGUUCAAGAUCUACGAGUCACCCAAGUAUCUUAUGAGCAAGGGUCGCGAUGAAGAGGCAGUUAGGGUUGUGCACACCGUGGCCAAGAAGAAUGGAAAGACGUCAACGCUCAGUCUAGAGGAUCUGAAGGCUUGUGAACCGGAGGGCUACGUUGCCCAGACAGAUACCAGCGCUGCGUUAAAGCGAUAUCUGGAGAAGGUCGACUUGUCGCAUGUCAAGGCACUCUUCGUCACGAGAAAGCUGGGCCUGAGUACAGGAUUGAUCAUGGCAGUUUGGGCACUUAUCGGUCUUGGAUACCCUCUCUAUAACGCCUUCAUUCCGUAUAUACAGGCGACUAAGGGUGCCGACUUUGGCGAUGGAAGCACAUACCUCACAUACCGCAACAGUCUCAUUAUUGCUGUUCUUGGUGUACCAGGCGCACUUCUGGGAGGGUGGCUCGUUGAGCUACCACGGCUGGGACGAAAGGGCACGUUGUCACUCAGCACCAUGCUGACCGGCGUGUUUCUCUACUGCUCCACGACUGCUACAACAAGCGAUGCCUUACUCGGCUGGCAAUGCGCCUUCAACUUCUUCAGCAACAUCAUGUACGCGGUUUUGUACUCCUUCACGCCAGAGCUGUUCCCCACGCCUCACCGUGGAACAGGCAAUGCGCUGUGUGCUUCUUGUAACAGAAUCUUUGGCAUCAUGGCACCUAUUAUUGCCAUUUUUGCAAAUUUGGAAACAUCUGCCCCUGUAUAUACAAGUGGCGCAUUGUUUAUAGCAGCUGGACUCUUGGUAUUGAUGAUGCCUUUUGAGUCUAGAGGCAAAGCUGCACUAUGAGUAGCAAUGUGAUACUGAAUAGAUAAUGACGGCAUGAAUGGCAAAUUACGAAGCGAAACUCUUUUCGGGGCUAUUGGUGUAGGGUUUUCGUGCGCUAGUUGCACAGAUUAAUCACAAAAGACUGAUGUUAGUCAUAUUUCACUCUUUACUUCUUCUCGUCUCGUUCCUUAACUAGAUCCGUCUCAAAAGAUAGCCCAGCCUCCUUUCUGAGUAUUCCGUACAUGGAGGAAGAAUCAAGGGGCCUUCCCUCAGCUUCAGAGAAUUGCUUUGCAUCUAUCAAAUGUUUGAUGGCAACUUCAGCGACCUCUAAUCUUGCUCCAGAUUGUUCCGCAAGGGUGAUUCCAUGACCAACAUCCUUAAUCGCUAGAUUCAGGUCAGACCAAGGUCGGUCGCCUCUCCCGGGCAUGUAAGCUCCUGUAGUAAGCCGUUGAGACAUAGAAAGUGCCAGAGGUCCGUAUUGUUGCUCAACCAGGGCUUCGAGAUUCUUGCUUCCAAGACCAGACUUUUCUGCUAGGACAUGUGCUUCUGCCACAACUUCCAUCAUGCCAGCCGUAAUGAAGUUUCUGUCUUGUUGUUAGCUAUGCUUGAGCAUUAGAUGAGAGCCCCUACCCUGCUGUUUUCAUCUUACUCGACAGUCUCACAUCUUCUCCAACUCGAAUUACACCUCUUCCCAUGACUCCCUUCAAGUAUGGAUUAAUCUUUUCGACGGCAUCGUCAGGUCCAGCAACUAUCCACAGAAGCUUUCCCUGCGCCGCAACAGGGCUUGCACCAAAGACGGGUGAGGCAAUGAAUUUGGCGCCCUUCUCGUUCAAGCGGGCUUGAGCUUUGGCCGAAGAGUCCGGAUGAACGGUUGAGGUAUCCGCAAUGACUUUUCCAGCGAGCUGUUCUGGGCUCUCGGAAUCGAUAAACGAAUUGAGGGUUGACUCAAGAGCUGAAUCGUCGCUCAGAGACAAGAAGAUAAUAUCACAACUUGUCACAAGGUCUUUGGCUGAAGGAGCAGGUUGAGCGGCAAGACCCUUGAGAGAGUCACCGCGAGAGAUAGUUCGGUUAUAGUAAAGAAGAUCGGGGGCAGCUGUUGAUUUUAAGUGUUUUUGGAGGUUUGUUGCCAUGGGGAGUCCCAUUGACCCCAAGCCUGUCAGUUUGUCAGUUUUCUGACUGGUCAGUGGGAAAUUCACCUACCAAUCCAGCCAAUUCGUGGAGAUAUCAUAUCGAAUCUGAAUUAACUUUCAGAAGCAGAUAUUUACCAAAGG
Messenger RNA from Fusarium verticillioides 7600, 3028 nucleotides. RefSeq lists its product as hypothetical. Gene Ontology annotation, molecular function: transmembrane transporter activity. The transcript is spliced from 3 exons. Bases 93 to 1778 code for a protein of 561 amino acids. Gene Ontology annotation, biological process: transmembrane transport. Gene Ontology annotation, cellular component: membrane. The record is from RefSeq and is a predicted model, not a curated record. NCBI's taxonomy places the organism in Eukaryota, Fungi, Ascomycota, Sordariomycetes, Hypocreales, Nectriaceae.